Messenger RNA from Osmerus eperlanus (European smelt), 1521 nucleotides. Its product is annotated as cadherin-13-like. Gene Ontology annotation, molecular function: cadherin binding; calcium ion binding. Gene Ontology annotation, biological process: calcium-dependent cell-cell adhesion; cell-cell junction assembly; cell morphogenesis. The coding region runs from base 1 to 1038 and encodes 345 amino acids. NCBI's taxonomy places the organism in Eukaryota, Metazoa, Chordata, Actinopteri, Osmeriformes, Osmeridae. Gene Ontology annotation, cellular component: adherens junction; catenin complex; plasma membrane. The transcript is spliced from 9 exons. The record is from RefSeq and is a predicted model, not a curated record.
AUGUUGAGAACCAUUGUCAUGACAAUGACAGCGUUGGACGCUGACGACCCCAACACCGACAAUGCCGUCCUUCGCUACAACAUUGUGAGGCAGUCCCCAGACAAGCCGUCGCCCAACAUGUUCUACAUUGACCCGGAGCGGGGAGACAUUGUCACCGUCAUCUCCCCGAAUCUCCUGGACAGAGAGACCCUUCCAACGACACAAUACGAGCUGGAGAUCGUAGCCAAGGACAUGGCAGGAAGUGAGGUUGGACUGACAGGAACCGCCACCGCCACCAUCACCAUCACAGACAAGAAUGACCACGCCCCUGAGUUCACUCACUCUCUGGCGAGCUUGUUGGGAGUGGAUGUGGCCGACAGAAUGUUCCGGCUCAGAGAGCCAGCGGGGCCAAGGCCGUGUGGUGAGGAAAAACACUACGCACCUCCAGCCAGGUUUGCGGUGCUGAGAGACCCAGCAGGCUGGCUGAGCGUGAACCCGGUCAGAGGGACGGUCAACACGUCUGCAUCGUUGGACCGCGAGUCGCCGUUCGUCCACGACAACAAGUACACAGCCGUCUUCCUAGCAACAGACAAUGGCAGCCCUCCAGCCACUGGCACGGGAACGCUGGUCAUCACCCUGGAGGAUUACAACGACAACGCCCCCUACUUGUUCCCGUCAGUAGCGCGGGUGUGUGAGGACGCCAAGGACAUGAGCGUUGUGGUUGUGGGGGGCCGGGACAAAGACGUCUACCCCAACGCAGGACCCUUCAAGAUCGAGCUGGGGAAGCAGCCUGGGCUGGAGAAGACAUGGAAGGUCUCCAGGGUCAACAACACACACUCCCAGGUGCUGUUGCUUCACAGUCUGAAGAGAGCCAACUACAACCUGCCUCUGGUGGUGACGGACUCAGGCAUGCCCCCGCUCACCAACCACACGGAGGUCAAGGUUCAGGUGUGCACCUGCAGGAAGACCUGGAUGGAUUGCAGCGCUGCAGGCUCCCUCUGCUCCGCCCACCACCUCCUCCUCCUCACCCUGCUGCUUCUCACCGCCACCUGCCUGUAAAUUGAGCUGAAUCCUCCUGUAGUCUCCUUGAAGCAUCUCCCACACAGCACCCCAGCUUAGGAGAGACAAAGGGAAGAAGACCACCACAACAACAAAACAGCAACAAACAAAUAAACAUAUGAACACAAUCCUGAUUGGCACCUGAAACUUCGCUUCUCUGGGUGCCCCAAGGUUAUUCCGCCCACCAACUUCCCCUCCUUUCCUCCCCCUCCCUCCCUCCCUCCCUCUCCUCUCUCCCCUCCCUUCCUUGUCCCCCCAUCCUCCCACACCUACCUUCUACUCCCCUCCCUCCUCCUCUCUCCCUCUCUUUACGUACUUUCUUUCACGACUCCCUUCCUCUCUCUGCUAGGAAUUUAGAAACGUAGUCUCACCCUCAGCUUCUCUUGUUCUCUUUCUUUUCUCUCCUUCUCCUUUCUCUCUGGUCCCCCGUCCUCCUCCUCUCCUUGGGAUCCCCUCACAGCUAUCUUAACCCAUAGUAGGCCC